Rhododendron vialii is the source of this 1820-nucleotide messenger RNA. RefSeq names its product pentatricopeptide repeat-containing protein At5g08305. The coding region runs from base 109 to 1737 and encodes 542 amino acids. NCBI's taxonomy places the organism in Eukaryota, Viridiplantae, Streptophyta, Magnoliopsida, Ericales, Ericaceae. The record is from RefSeq and is a predicted model, not a curated record. The transcript has a single exon. Gene Ontology annotation, biological process: RNA modification. Gene Ontology annotation, molecular function: RNA binding; protein binding.
CCAAGAGAAAAUGAAACAUAGAUAUAGAGGAAGGAGAAUGAAAAGGAGGGAAACUUCGAACUAUAUGGUCUUUGCCCACUGAAACUUGUGGGCAUACUCAAAUUGUAAAUGUUGAAUGCUUCCCUGUUAAGUAGCAAUGCCAAUCUGAUUCAGACUCUCAUCUCUUUCCUCGAUAAAUGCAAGUCCAUCUCCGAGCUUAAGCGAAUCCAUUCCUUGGCCAUUGCCUUUGGUCUUGCCCAAUACCACCCAUUUCCCUCUCGAAUCCUGUCUCUCGCCGCGACCUCUGUUUUCCCCGACGUUGACUACUCCCAUCGGGUUUUUCGCCAACUCCAACACCCAACACUCUUCAACUACAAUGCCCUCAUAAGGGGUUACUCCAAAAGCAAGAAUCCAAGUAAAUCGAUAGCCAUCUUCGUCGAUAUGAUGCUAGUUGGUGUCACACCAGACCACUUAACUUACCCUUUUCUCGCCAAGGCGUCUGCCCGAAUGGGAGACCCUCAACUUGCGGGUUCUGUACAUGGGAUCGUUCUAAAAGCUGGGUUUCAAUCGGAUAGAUUUGUAGCGAAUUCUUUGAUCCAUAUGUACAGUUCCUGUGGGAAUGUAGUGCGCGCGCGCAAGCUGUUCGAUGAAAUGCCUGAGAAGAAUUCGGUUUCUUGGAACGCCAUGUUGGACGGGUAUGCCAAGUGUGGGAACUUGGGUCUGGCGCGGGAAGUGUUUGAGUUAAUGCCAGAGAGGGAUGUUGUGUCGUGGAGCUCUUUGAUUGAUGGGUAUGUUAAGGGCGGGCAGUACGGAGAGGCUUUGGCGAUUUUCCAGAGAAUGAAGGUUGUGGGGCCAGAGGCGAACGAGGUGACUUUGGUGAGUGUUUUGUGUGCUUGCGCCCACUUGGGUGCUCUUGAGAUCGGGAGGAAGACGCAUCGGUAUAUGAUUGAGAAUGCUUUGCCGUUAACUCUUGAAUUGCGAACCUCGCUCGUGGACAUGUAUGCCAAAUCUGGUGCGAUAGAGGAGGCUUUAGUAGUGUUUCGUGGGGUACCACUGAAUCAGACCGACGUUUUAGUUUGGAAUGCAAUGAUUGGAGGGCUUGCCACUCAUGGGUUUGUGAUGGAAUCGCUUGCUUUGUAUUCAGAAAUGAAGAUCGCGGGAAUCAUAGCAGAUGAAAUCACAUACUUGUGCUUGUUGAGUGCUUGUGCUCAUGGAGGGCUAGUGAAGGAAGCUUGGUUUUUCUUUGAGUCCCUAAAUAAAGAACGAAUGACACCAAAGAAUGAGCACUAUGCUUGUAUGGUAGAUGUUCUGGCUCGUGCGGGCCAAUUAACGGAAGCAUACCAAUUCUUACAUCAAAUGCCAAUCAAACCGACGGCUUCCAUGUUCGGUGCGUUGUUUAACGGUUGUAUGAACCAUAGAAAAUUAGACCUUGCAGAAAUAGUGGGAAGGAAGCUCGUUGAGUUGGAGCCGGAACAUGAUGGUAGAUAUAUUGGUCUGUCGAAUGUUUAUUCCGGUAUCAAGCGCUGGGAUGAAGCAAGAACAAUGAGAGAAGCCAUGGAAAGAAGAGGAUUGAAGAAGUCUCCAGGUUUUAGCUUUGUAGAGGUAUGUGGAAUACUCCACAGGUUCAUUGCUCAUGAUAGAACUCAUCCUAAGUCUGAACAUAUCUAUAUGAUGUUAUCCAUUAUCGUAAACGAUAUGAAAUUUGAUGCUGAAUUCGGAAGUCCAGAAUGUGAGUUAUAUGAUCAUGAAUUUUUAUGAAUUUUUUAUUCUUCACUCUAUAUUGCGAUUAUGCUCCAACUUCUUGUUACUCUGUCCUAAGAGUGUGUUUUCUUCAUUUUAAA